Messenger RNA from Andrographis paniculata, 3379 nucleotides. RefSeq names its product stachyose synthase-like. Lineage: Eukaryota; Viridiplantae; Streptophyta; Magnoliopsida; Lamiales; Acanthaceae. The coding region runs from base 558 to 3167 and encodes 869 amino acids. The record is from RefSeq and is a predicted model, not a curated record. The transcript has 4 exons.
CUGAUCUGACGAAAUAAUUUGGACUCCGCCGCUGGGCUGGGUCUGGGGGUGAGGAGGGUGUGGAUCCGAUGGCGGUUGAGUUGAUUUGAUUGUGUGGGUCCGUCGUCGGUCAUACAUUGCCCUUGGGCUGGCCUUGCCUUGCACCACCGACCCAAUUUCUUCAUACGUCAUUCCCCUUUCUGUCUCUGUCUCUGUCUCUCUCAAACCUUUUUAAUAGCAGCAGUAGAUUGAUUAGAUUAGAUUAGAUGUCUUGUCUAUAAAUGAACGCUGGAUCCUCCCCCGCUCUGCUGCCGUACUCAUUCCUUCAUUCCAGAACUCCUCCACGUGUAUCUUCCCUUCCCUUCCCUUCCCUACCCUUCCACCGAUUUCCUCCUAGUUCCUUCCUUCCUUCUAUACAUACAUACAUACACCAUACUGCUUAAUUUGAACCAACCAUCCCUUCCCCUCCUUGCCACUCGAUCAUUUCUCUCUUUCCUCGAGUCUAAACUCAACCGUGUCGCUCGUCAUAUUCAUCUAUACAUACAUAUACAGGAAUAGGAGCUAGCUUUAAUUCUUCGAUGAUGGCACCUCCUCCUCCUCCUAAUCUGAUUCUUGAAAAGAUUUCUAGUUAUUUCCACAAGGAAAAGGAAGAGGAAAAGGAGCCCCCUUCCAGAUUUUCCUUGUCUUCCUCCAACAGGGAAAUCUCCGUCGACGGAGUCACUCUUCUGUCCCAUGUUCCCGCCAACGUAACCCUCUCUAGCUUCUCAUCCACCCCCCAUUCAUCUGCUCCUGCUGCCGAUUCUCUGCCUCCCAAACACAUCCGAAAAUCAGUUCAAUCCAAUGCCCCAAACGGAGCCUUUCUAGGCCUCUCUGUCCCGGAGCCCCUCGACCGGAUCCUCAACCCCAUUGGGAGGUUCAGUGGCAGAAAGUUCUUGAGCCUCUUCCGCUUCAAAACAUGGUGGUCCACCAUGUGGGUUGGCUCGUCGGGCUCCGAUCUUCAAAUGGAGACUCAGCUCCUGCUCCUACAACUUCCCGAACUCGAUUCAUACGUACUCAUCCUCCCCCUGAUUGAAGGAAACUUCCGAUCAGCCAUCCAUCCCGGCUCCGACAACCAGGUUGUGCUCUGCGUCGAGAGUGGCUCCACAAAGGUGAAAGCGGCCUCAUUCACCUGCUGUGCGUAUUUCCACGUCGGCGACAACCCGUACGAUCUCAUGAGGGAUGCCCUAGCGGCAGUGCGUGUCCAUUUGGGGACGUUCCGGCUGCUGGAAGAGAAAACGCCCCCGGAAAUCAUCGACAGGUUUGGUUGGUGCACUUGGGACGCCUUCUAUCUCACUGUGGAGCCCGUUGGCAUCUGGUGCGGAGUUAAGAGCUUCGCCCAAAAUGGGCUCCCGCCAAGAUUCCUCAUCAUCGAUGAUGGCUGGCAAAGCAUUAACAUGGAUCACGAGGACCCUCUGCAAGAUUCCAAAGACCUGACAGGUCUGGGAUCCCAAAUGCUCUGCAGACUCUACCGAUUCCAGGAGAAUGAAAAAUUCGCCAAGUACCAGCCCGGCGCAAUGUUAAGAAGUGAUGCGCCGGAGUUCGAUCAAGAGAAGCAUGACAGGAUAUUCAAAGAGCUGAUUGAAUUGGCAGAGAAAAAGAAGGCCCUUGAAGAAGCAGGCGGGGGUGGCUCCAAUGAUUCCAGCCUCCUGCCUGAAGGAACUGUCAUCGAAUACUUGAAAGAAGAGGAAGGUGUUGAGAGAGGGGGGUUGAAGGCAUUGGUCGCCGACUUAAGGAGAGAGUUCUCCGGUUUGGACGAUGUGUAUGUGUGGCAUGCUCUGUGUGGGGCAUGGGGUGGAGUUAGGCCUGGAACCACUCAUUUGAAUGCCAAAGUGACUCCUGCAAAACUGGCUGCUGGGCUGGAGAAAACCAUGUAUGAUUUGGCUGUGGUUAUGGUCGAGAAAGGUGGGAUCGGACUCGUCGAGCCAGAACAAGCUGCAGAUCUGUACGAGGCUAUGCAUUCCUAUCUCGCUGAUGCCGGCAUCACCGGUGUCAAGGUGGACGUCAUCCAUACAUUGGAGUAUGUCUGCGAGGACCAUGGAGGCAGAGUAGCGCUAGCCAAGGCAUACUACGAUGGUCUAACCAAAUCCCUCAAGAAAAACUUUAAUGGCACAGGCCUUAUUGCCAGCAUGGAGCAGUGCAAUGACUUCUUCUUCUUGGCUACAAACCAAAUAUCCAUGGCCAGAGUUGGGGACGACUUCUGGUUCGAGGAUCCUAAUGGCGAUCCCAUGGGGGCAUACUGGCUGCAGGGGGUUCACAUGAUACACUGCAGUUACAACAGCUUGUGGCAGGGGCAGUUCAUUCAACCUGAUUGGGACAUGUUCCAGUCAGACCACCUCUGUGCCGACUUCCAUGCUGGAUCCCGAGCCAUAUGUGGGGGGCCAGUGUAUGUCAGCGACAAAGUUGGGCGCCACAACUUUGAUCUAUUGAGGAAACUAGUGCUGCCGGAUGGAACCAUACUCAGAUGCCAGCAUUACGCCCUUCCAACCAGGGACUGUCUGUUUGAGAACCCUCUUUUUGAUGGCAAAACCCUGCUGAAACUCUGGAACCUGAACAAGUUUGGCGGGGUAAUAGGGAUCUUCAACUGCCAGGGGGCAGGAUGGUACCCUGAAGAACACAGGUGCAAGGCGCAUCCCGAAUGUUACAAGACAAUGUCUGGACAUGUGUGUUCUGACGAUGUCGAGUGGGAGCAGAAAGAGUUCACUGCCGAAUUGAGGAGGAGGGGCCAUGGACAGUUUGCUGCUUACCUUCACAAAGCUGGAAAGCUCCAUCUGGUGCAGGCAGGGGACAGAUUGGACAUCACUCUCCAGCCCACCUGUUAUGAAAUCGUUACCAUCUCACCAGUGCACAAAUUCAAUGACAAGGUCAAGUUUGCUGCAGUUGGGCUCCAAGACAUGCUCAACAGCGGGGGAGCUGUUGAGUUUCUCCAGCACACCGUGGAGAAGAGUAGUCGUUUUACCACGCUGAUGAAGAUCAAGGGGGCAGGGAAGUUUCUGGCUUACUCCAGCAUGAAGCCAUUGCAGGUGAUGUUGAAUGAUGAGAGUGUGGAAUUUGAGUGGAUGCCGAGUGGAGCUUUGAGUUUUCAAGUUCCGUGGACAGGUGGCCACCUUGCACGUGCCCGUGUAUCCUUUGAUAGCAGUAGCAGCAUAUAACACACAAGCAAGCACACAGGCAGACAGCUACUCUGUUGUUUUGGUUUGGUUUUGGUUUCCCUUCCUUCCCCCGGUAUUUCAUACUUAGAUUUGAUUUGUGUAUAUUGCUGCUAUGCUAUACUCACUUGCAGGUUUCUGCAAUGCAUGAUGCGAGUAUGUACAGUUUGUGCUGGACUCCUUUCUGUACCAGAAAUCCCAACAUCUACAGCUAA